This is a messenger RNA of Hydra vulgaris (swiftwater hydra), 700 nucleotides long. Lineage: Eukaryota; Metazoa; Cnidaria; Hydrozoa; Anthoathecata; Hydridae. The record is from RefSeq and is a predicted model, not a curated record.
UCGUAAGCUACUUGAAAAGCAAACAAAUCUGAAACAAGAACAAAUUACUAAUAUAUGCACACACCAUCAUGAUAUGUUAGUUGUAAGAUAUGAGGGUAAUCAGAAAAGUUGCUGUAAUCCAUUUCUGAGUCACCAAAAGGUGUGUAGAGAAGCAGAAACCAUAGGUUUAAAUCUUAUACCUGGAAAAAAACUGUGUCCAACCUGUCGAAGUAAAGUUAUGACAUGUUUAUCAAAAAGUAUAAGUGAAAAUAAAAAUGAUGAAGAUUUUGAUAUUGUUAAUGAAAGAUCCAUUCAAAAUAAAAAAGAAAGUAUAGAUACACACUUUGCAUCUGCCGGAGUAUCUCCAAUUAAGGUCAAAGGAUUGCACAAGUCAGGUAAAAUCAGAGAAGGUAAACGAAAAUUGACAGCAUUAACAACCUCCAUUAAAAAAAAAGGUAGCCAUUUCCCUUAAUAUAUCAGAAGAAAGUUUUGAAGAACAGUCAAGUUUGAAUAAUGAGUAUAUGGAAAAAGCAAACUUGUUUGAUAACAUGAUGGUAUUGUUAACUAACAAAAUUGCAGAGUCUACAUCAACAUCAAAAAAAGUACAACUUGCGACACUUGCUCCAACAGACUGGUCAAUAAAAAAGGUAUCUGAAACAUUGCAUGUAACAAACUAUGUAGCUCGAACUGCACGUAAGUUAACAUUAGAAAAAGGUAUUUU